AAGAAUUAGAGAUAGCAAUACAGAAGUUGUUGAUAAUGCUUUUCAAAGUCGUUCAGCUGCCGAAAAUAUUCCAGGAUUUCAAUGGUGCAAAAAUGGUUGUGGUUCCGGUCAAAUACAUAUUAAUCAUCAUGGUAAUGUCGCUAAUGUUG
Racocetra persica is the source of this 149-nucleotide messenger RNA. Lineage: Eukaryota; Fungi; Glomeromycota; Glomeromycetes; Diversisporales; Gigasporaceae. The record is from the annotation of a GenBank genome assembly.